Mya arenaria is the source of this 2776-nucleotide messenger RNA. Its product is annotated as golgin subfamily A member 6-like protein 2. The record is from RefSeq and is a predicted model, not a curated record. The coding region runs from base 478 to 1518 and encodes 346 amino acids. NCBI's taxonomy places the organism in Eukaryota, Metazoa, Mollusca, Bivalvia, Myida, Myidae. The transcript has 20 exons.
CCUCAUGCUACAGUGCUCAUCAAUAAUACGAACCGCAGAAAGGAAGAAGAGAUUGAGGCUCAUAAAAAGGAAAAUAUAAAGCUUUUGGAGACGAUUCGAGAUCAGAAAGAAGAUCUACUUAGAGCUAGAGAAAAUGAAACAAAGUUGAAAGAAACAAUAGAGGAACUGGGGAAGGAAUGUACUGAACUGAGGGAAAAGGGCAAUCAGUUUAAGGACACUCUGGCAGUAAAGUCGAACGAAUUGGGAGAAACACGAGAGCAGUUAAAAGCUUUGCAAGACCAAUUUGAGUACAAGGAAAAAGCUUUAAGGGAUUCCGAAGAGGAAUUGAGAUUGAACGAAAGGACUUUAAGGGAAUCCGAAGAAGAAUUAAGAAACCUGAAGGAAGACCUCGAUGAAGAAUUGAAUCUACAAGUGCAGAGACUGAAUAAGUCCGAAGAAAACGUUAAAAGGUUGUACAAUGUGAACCACAGUAUAACUAUGGAACUUUCGGAAAAAGAAGAGGAAAUAAAAAGGUUAACUACGGAGCUGGAAAUGGUACUACAAAGACCAGAUGAGGAAGAACGGACAGACCUGUAUGAAGAAGUUGACCAACAAAUGCAUGCACGUCUAAGACUAAAACAGGAAUUGGAUAAAGAGAUUGAGGAUCAUAAACGUGACAAAACAGAGCUUUUAGAGAAGAUACGAUGUCAGGAAGAAGAAAUACGAAAAUACAGGGAAAAGAAAAGAAGACUUAAAGAGAUCAUCGAUGGACUGAAGACGGAGUGUACUGAGCUGAGGAACAGCGUUCCAAAUGUCCAUGUUAUUUUGGUAGAAAAGGAAAACGAACUGAGAGAAAAACGACAGCAAUUAAAAAAAUUACAAGCAACAAUUAAAUCCAAAGAAAACACGGUGAAAGAACUGGAAGAAGAAUUAAGAGAGAAAAGUAGAAUUAUAUCAGAAUUGGAAUUGAAAAAAUCGCAAGAUGAAACUGUUCAAAAGUUGAUGGAUAAAAAUUCGAGGCAGGAAGAAACCAUUCAACAGCUUCAGGAGAAUUUGAGGAGAUAUUUCAGAUUCCGACAUGAAAAUUCAGAGACAACGGAACCGAAUCAAAGAUACAUGGUAGGAAAGACCAACAAACAGGACGAAUAUUGUUGCUUACAUAGAUGGCACAACUGUUCACAUGUGUCCCUUGAAAUACCUACAGGAACAUAUAUAAGUAUUCACCCUUCUCACACAACGUCGAUUCCCACAGUCGUGAAUUCUCUGUGGGAGGAUAUCAAGCUUCUACAUGAAAUCCCAACUGAGAGUAUUCCUUUAUUCGGUCUUAAUGUGGACGCUAUUGAUAAAUGGUUAUAUACCAUUGAUAUAAACCAUGGACAGUGGAGUAAAGAUUAUAGGGUGAUAGCAACUGCUCUCACAAAAGGAUCCGAGUUUUUUGAGAGUCACUUUGCAGCUUUCAUUGAUAGACAAUAUCAAAUCGCAACUAUCACUAUUGCAUCAAUAGACUAUGCAAAGCAGGUACAUUCAUUGACGACUUAGUAAUGACUCAAGAACGCAGCUUGAAGAUUUUAAUAAAUCAGCAAACGGAAAUACGACCUGAUUGCAUUACAAAUGACCACCAUGUAAAGAAUUAGCUGCGUUUUUAUCAUAUGUAUAUUAUUUUAUGCUGAUGAUACUGUUUCCAAAAGAGGACUGGUUCAAAAGAAGUGCUGUUAUAAAUAGAGAGAAAUUUCGAACGAUUAAGUGUACAUUCACAUUGUUUUAAUACAAAGGUUAUGAUAUUUCAAAAAUAAGGUAUAUUAUAAGUAUCUUCCAUGGCCGAGAGUGUAAGAUAGGUUCAUUCCGACCCGAGCGUAGGGUGUUUUGCGGAAACGAGGUUUACCGAGUUUCCGCAAAACACCCUGCGCGAGGAUCUGGAUGAAACCAUCUGACACGAGCGGCUAUGGUAUAUGCUUUUCUCCCACUUCAGUUAAACAAAAUUAAUUAAAAAUGUAUUUUUUGCUGGAACUCUUUUAUGCUUAGUGAAAAUAAUUGCAUAUGGAUAUGCGAUAGCAUGUGGUUGUCAUGGAUACGCGCGCAGUGAUCCAGUUUAUAGUUCUAAGGAAAAAGAAGCAUUAUUUCUUGAAUUGUGCGUGAAAACUGUUUGAUGGUGACAUUUGAAGCGAGAAAUAAUUAAUUGGCGUUCUAAAUAUUACCAUAAGACAAGAUUUCAAUCUUCAACAAGGGAGGUUAUUAUAAUGUGGUAACCGUUAAAAAGGAGUUCCAUAAUGGCAUUUUUUCUUCGACCGUGGGCAAGAUAAGAAUAUCUAGCAUGGUUAAAUUAUUGGAUCUACUUAUUUGAGGUGGAAGAAAAAGGGGGAAUAAUAUUUUGGGUAUUUAGUUCAUGAACUAGAGAUUGGUUGACAAGUUUACAUCACAUUGAAAUUUAUUAAGACCUGAUUUUUUUGAUAAGUACGUUUUAUACAUUAUCUUGACAUGCUUUGAAUGGAAUAUGUAAACUUAGACAUUGUCAAUUGUCAACAAUGUCUGUGAAACAUAGAUAAGAUAAGUUAAACUUUAUAUAUGUUGUUUUAAGUUACGGCUCUGAAGUAAGGGGUAUUUUUAAAAUUAAGCAAAUAGAAAAAAUCAUUAUUGUUGUUUUAAAAAGUAGAAUAAGGGGUAAGAACACACACUCAAGAUAAUUUUGCAGAAUCUGAUUGUUUAAUAAACGUUAUGUUAAUGUUAUUAGAUAUUUCAUUAAAACAGUUGAUAUGCAAACUAUAAAACAUAACAAAAUUGAAGAUUAUAUGAUAAAAUG